UCCGCGAGCGUGAUACAUGGCCGCAGUUUUUUUUUGUUUUUUUUUUCCCCACACGAUGGAAGACAUCUGGCGUGGAGCUGCUCCAGAAACAUGCGCGUGGAAGUCAUUUGCGAUUGGCGGAAUGACGCACGCACGUCGAUGCCUGGAGAAAAAGGGUUGUGAAAAGGAAGACGGUGAAGACGAUGGGAAGGCGACGGUAGAAGGUCAAAAAAAAAAAAAAAAAAGAGAAAGUCGGGGAUCGGGGGCUGUAAAAUGCUGAUUUUGUGGGUUCCGCUCAGUUUGCUCCUCGGCUUUAUCGUGUCUCGCACUUGGAGCUCCAACUGGGCUUCGGACUUCCGCGAGUCGCCGGCGCCGCCGCCGCACAUCGUCUUCAUCCUGGUGGACGACCAGGGCUUCCGGGACGUGGGCUACCACGGCUCCGAGAUCAAGACUCCCACCCUGGACCGACUGGCCACGCAGGGAGUGAAGCUGGAGAACUAUUACGUGCAGCCGCUUUGCAGCCCGUCCAGGAGCCAGCUCAUGACCGGCAGGUACACUUCCACUUCCAAUACUCCACUGGAAACACAUACUUACUAUAUUAUAACCAUAUUUUUUCAUUUGACGCACUCAUUCGUUUUUGUAUUGGAAGAAAAUCACUGGUACCAGAUCCACACGGGCCUCCAGCACUCCAUCAUCCGAGCCACCCAGCCCAACUGCCUCCCCCUGGACAACGUCACCCUGCCGCAGAAGCUGAAGCAGGCCGGCUACUCCACGCACAUGGUGGGCAAGUGGCACCUGGGCUUUUACAAACGCGGGUGCCUGCCCACCCGCCGCGGCUUCGACAGCUUCUUCGGCUCGCUCCUGGGAAGCGGCGACUACUACAGCCACUACAAGUGCGAGGGUCCCGGGAUGUGCGGCUACGACUUGUACGAGGGCGAAGAGGCCGCGUGGGAGCAGGACCGAGGCUUGUACUCCACGCUGAUGUAUACCCAAAAGGCCAUCGGGAUCUUAGCCAAUCACGACCCUCGCAAACCCUUAUUCCUCUACUUAGCCUAUCAGGCGGUGCAUUCGCCGCUUCAGGUUCCGGCUCGCUACCUGGAGCGCUACAAGGGGAUUGUGAACCCUCACCGUCGCAAAUUCGCAGCCAUGGUCUCCUGCCUGGACGAAGCGGUACGCAACUUGACCCUGGCGUUGAAACGCUACCAUUACUACGACAACACGGUCAUCGUGUACUCCUCGGACAACGGGGGGCAGCCGCUGGUCGGCGGGAGCAACUGGCCACUCCGGGGGAGCAAGGCCACGCUGUGGGAAGGGGGCAUCCGGGCGGUGGGCUUCGUCCACAGCCCCUUGUUGGUCAAGAAGGGCACCAAGUGUCGCUCGUUGGUGCACAUCACCGACUGGUUCCCGACGCUGGUCACCUUGGGCGAAGGGACUCUGGACGAGGAUCUCAACCUGGACGGCUACGACGUCUGGGAAACCAUCAGCGAAGGGCUCCCCUCGCCCCGCCAGGACAUCCUCCACAACAUCGACCCCAUUUACGUGAAGGCCAAAAACGGCUCGUGGAAGGCCGGGUACGGCCUGUGGAACACGGCCGUGCAAGCGGCGCUGCGGGUGGGCCACUGGAAGCUGCUGACAGGGGUACCCGGUUAUAGCGACUGGGUACCUCCCCAGACCUUCUCUACACAGCGGCUGACCCUGCGCUGGCACAACGAACGCGUGCGCUGGGACCGCGGCAAGUCCCUGUGGCUCUUCAACAUCACCUCAGACCCUUACGAGCGGGUGGAUUUGUCGCAGCGCUACCCGCACGUGGUCAAGAAGAUGCUCGCGCGGCUGGCGCAGUACAACAAGACGGCGGUGCGAGUGCGCUACCCGGCCAAAGACCUGCGCUCCAACCCGCAGUACAACGGGGGUGUGUGGGGGCCCUGGUACAAGGAGGAGAUCGGGCAGAGAUACGAGCAUCUGUUGACCAACCAUCUGAGCAGCAGACGGGGCUGAAACAGAAAGGGCCGAGAGUAGCGGGGCGGUCGUCUUUGCGCGAGACGGAACGUUUCUCAGGGAUCGCUCGGGACUUCCCGUUGCGGGAUUUCCACCGGGGCGGGAAACAUGAGCGACUCGUGGGCGCCUUCGGAGCAUUUCAAUUUAGAACGUUGAGAUUCAGAAAAAUGUUGUCAUGUUAUCGAACUACUAGGGAACGAGAAAAACGCUGUGACAGGAAAGUCCGAAUAUUGCAAACUCGUGGGAAUAUCGUGAAAAGAACUUUGAAGUCUUUCAAAAAAGCUUCUUGAAGAAAGUAAUUAGUCGGUUAUGAGGAAAAAUGUUUUGAGAAUAAAGUUGUGGUCACAGUUACAAGAAGAAAAAAAAAAAGUUGCAAUGUGAGGAAGAUCAAGAUAACACACUGUCAAAAAUCCAUAAAGUUCAUAGGUUACCCCAAAAAAUAAAAUAAAUCAAUGGUUAAAGAAUAAAGUCAGAAAAGAACACGUCAUGUUAGAGAAAUAAAGUCAGAAUAUUACAAAAA
This is a messenger RNA of Phyllopteryx taeniolatus (common seadragon), 2494 nucleotides long. RefSeq names its product arylsulfatase family, member J (gene arsj). Lineage: Eukaryota; Metazoa; Chordata; Actinopteri; Syngnathiformes; Syngnathidae. The coding region runs from base 253 to 1974 and encodes 573 amino acids. The transcript is spliced from 3 exons. The record is from RefSeq and is a predicted model, not a curated record.